Molecule: messenger RNA, 831 nt
Organism: Plasmodium coatneyi
Lineage: Eukaryota; Apicomplexa; Aconoidasida; Haemosporida; Plasmodiidae
Product: KIR protein
Exons: 2
Coding region: 1-831 (276 amino acids)
Source: RefSeq, a predicted model, not a curated record
AUGCCAGACCCAGCAAAAACAUCUCUAAAAGUACCAAAACUGGACAAGUCAAAUUCAGAUAUAUUUUUCUACAGUAAAUUCAAUAAAGAAACGGACAAAUGUGAUGGUAAUAGUACCAUCAAUAGUAUAAAGGGUAAAUUAGAAAUGGAGCUGCAGAGUUACGCAGGUGUUCAAGAUAACAAGGAAAAAAUUAUAAAAGGGGUUUGUUCUGCAUCAAAAAUGGAAGGAACAAGCAGUUCACCAUCAUUAUAUAGCGACCGCUGCAAUUUUCUGUUCUUUUGGAUAGGGGAACUACUAUCGAAGAGUUUAGAUGAUAUUUUAUUUUCGACUAUUGUACAGUUAAUUUGCACGGAAUUAGAAAAGUGGUACACUACGAAUGGGUGUAAAAUUCUUUGUACGUCCGCUAAUAAGGACCUUUUCCUUAAGAGAAAAACAAUAUUCGACUAUUAUCACGACAAUAGUGUUAUACUAACAGCCAUCCUGAGUAAAGAUUCCAACUGUGUUACUAAAUAUGUCCCCUAUUUAGAGAAAAUUCUUCCAAUAUAUAAUGAAGUAAAGGAUGAUUGUGAUGGCAAUUCUAAAACGGACCCCUAUUGUAAGGAAUUCGUGACAUGGUUCAAGGAUGAAAAUGAUCCGGAGCAAUUAAAAACACAGUGUGAUUCAGCUCAGGAAAGAUUUGGACCUAAACCCGGACCGAGAUCUGGUCCUGGUACCACAGCUUCCAAUGUGGGAAGUACAGCACUUCCCACUGCUGCCAUCGUCCCUUCUGCAUUAGCUGCAGUAGGAUUACCAACAAUUGUCACUUUUCUUUUAUAUAAGGUACAAUUCUAA